This is a messenger RNA of Bipolaris zeicola 26-R-13, 279 nucleotides long. RefSeq lists its product as uncharacterized. The record is from RefSeq and is a predicted model, not a curated record. Lineage: Eukaryota; Fungi; Ascomycota; Dothideomycetes; Pleosporales; Pleosporaceae. The transcript is spliced from 2 exons. The coding region runs from base 1 to 279 and encodes 92 amino acids.
AUGCAGAACAUCGAUAACAAAGACACACUUAUUGACACGGAAACCCCCAACACCACCCUAUCACCUAUCUCUGCCUCUGUACUCAUAACCACCCUCCAGCAUGAACGACCCGCGAAAGCAUACAUGGAAGCCGCAGACCUGACACCUAUCGAUUUUGUGCCAGACACAGGCGCAGGGAUUUCGCUCAUCAGACGUGAUCAGCUGCGACAUUAUCCACGGGUCAAAGAGGAACAACUUAAUAACAAGGAACAGAAUUUCCUUUUACCGUGCAAGCAGUAG